CUACGGGUUCCGUGUGGGACAGAGGGCUGAAGAUUUCCGGAUCAGCGGAUUCUUCAUCCGGAGACUAGGUGCUGCAGCUUCUUCUACGAGGUGCACUGGAGUCCCCUCUGGGCCCUUUGUUACCGGAGUGGAAGGAGAGUGUGGCCAUGGCGACCCCUGCACAGCCAAAGAAAAUCGUAGCCCCUACGGUGUCCCAGAUCAAUGCGGAGUUCGUGACCCAGUUAGCAUGUAAAUACUGGGCUCCUCACAUCAAGAAAAAAUCACCUUUUGACAUAAAGGUUAUUGAAGAAAUAUAUGAGAAGGAGAUUGUCAAGUCAAGGUUUGCCAUCCGAAAGAUAAUGCUGUUGGAAUUUAGCCAGUAUCUUGAAAAUUAUCUCUGGAUGAAUUAUUCUCCUGAGGUAUCUAGCAAGGCCUAUUUAAUGUCCAUCUGCUGUAUGGUGAAUGAGAAAUUCAGAGAAAAUGUUCCUGCAUGGGAGACUUUUAAGAAGAAGCCAGACCACUUCCCAUUCUUCUUUAAGUGCAUCUUGAAAGCAGCAUUAGCUGAAAAUGAUGGUGAAUUUUCACUCCAUGAACAGACAGUCCUAUUGCUUUUUCUUGAUCAUUGCUUCAAUAGUUUGGAAGUAGACUUGAUACGGAGUCAAGUACAGCAGCUUAUCUCCCUCCCAAUGUGGAUGGGCUUACAGUCUGCACGAUUGGAAUUAGAAUUAAAAAAAACACCUAAGCUAAGAAAAUUCUGGAACUUGAUUAAAAAGAAUGAUGAAAAGAUGGAUCCAGAAGCAAGAGAACAAGCCUAUCAAGAAAGAAGAUUUCUUUCACAACUCAUCCAGAAGUUUAUCUCUGUUCUGAAAUCAGUCCCGCUGUCUGAACCUGUCACUAUGGACAAAGUUCAUUAUUGUGAAAGAUUUAUUGAACUUGUGAUAGAUCUAGAGGCCCUGCUCCCUACAAGGCGCUGGUUUAAUACCAUUUUAGAUGACUCUCAUCUUUUGGUUCACUGUUACCUUUCCAAUCUUGUUCAUAGGGAAGAGGAUGGUCAUCUUUUUUCUCAGCUUUUGGACAUGCUUAAGUUCUAUACUGGUUUUGAAAUUAAUGACCAGACUGGAAAUGCUCUGACAGAGAAUGAGAUGACCACAAUUCAUUAUGAUAGAAUUACUUCUCUACAGAGAGCUGCUUUUGCACAUUUCCCUGAACUCUAUGAUUUUGCCCUCUCCAAUGUGGCAGAAGUAGAUACUCGAGAAUCCUUGGUCAAGUUUUUUGGACCUCUUAGUUCAAACACACUCCACCAGGUGGCAUCAUACCUCUGCCUGUUGCCAACCCUUCCUAAAAAUGAAGACACAACUUUUGAUAAAGAAUUUCUUCUAGAAUUGCUGGUAUCUCGACAUGAACGUCGGAUUUCUCAGAUUCAGCAGUUGAAUCAGAUGCCUUUGUAUCCAACUGAAAAAAUUAUAUGGGAUGAAAAUAUUGUCCCAACUGAGUACUAUUCUGGGGAAGGUUGUCUUGCUCUUCCCAAGUUGAAUUUACAGUUUUUGACUCUUCAUGACUAUCUCCUAAGGAAUUUUAAUCUGUUCCGCUUAGAAUCAACGUAUGAAAUUAGACAGGACAUUGAGGACAGUGUCAGCAGAAUGAAGCCAUGGCAAUCUGAGUACGGUGGUGUAGUGUUUGGUGGUUGGGCACGAAUGGCCCAGCCCAUUGUGGCUUUCACUGUAGUUGAGGUUGCCAAACCCAACAUAGGUGAAAACUGGCCAACCCGAGUUCGUGCAGAUGUCACCAUCAAUUUGAAUGUCAGAGAUCACAUCAAAGACGAAUGGGAAGGUCUUCGUAAACAUGAUGUAUGUUUUUUAAUUACUGUGCGUCCCACAAAACCUUAUGGCACAAAGUUUGACCGGAGAAGACCAUUCAUCGAGCAGGUUGGCCUGGUUUAUGUCAGAGGCUGUGAAAUCCAGGGCAUGCUGGAUGAUAAAGGGCGUGUCAUUGAGGAUGGACCUGAACCCAGACCCAAUCUUAGAGGAGAAUCAAGAACGUUUAGAGUAUUUUUGGAUCCAAACCAGUAUCAACAGGAUAUGACCAAUACUAUACAAAAUGGAGCAGAAGAUGUAUAUGAAACUUUCAAUAUAAUAAUGAGGAGAAAACCAAAGGAAAAUAACUUUAAGGCUGUGCUGGAGACUAUUCGAAACCUGAUGAAUACUGAUUGUGUGGUACCUGACUGGCUGCAUGAUAUCAUUUUAGGUUAUGGGGACCCAAGUAGUGCCCAUUAUUCAAAAAUGCCCAAUCAGAUUGCUACCCUUGAUUUCAAUGAUACAUUUCUCUCCAUUGAACAUUUAAAAGCCAGCUUUCCUGGUCAUAAUGUUAAAGUAACUGUGGAUGACCCAGCUCUACAGAUACCCCCUUUCAGGAUAACUUUUCCAGUAAGAAGUGGAAAGGGGAAGAAAAGGAAAGAUGCAGAUGAAGAUGAAGACACUGAAGAGGCAAAAACCUUAAUUGUUGAACCUCAUGUUAUUCCUAAUAGGGGACCUUAUCCUUAUAACCAACCCAAACGUAAUACUAUUCAGUUCACUCAUACACAGAUAGAGGCUAUCCGUGCUGGAAUGCAGCCUGGGCUCACUAUGGUUGUGGGCCCACCUGGUACAGGAAAAACAGAUGUGGCAGUACAGAUCAUAUCCAACAUCUACCACAAUUUCCCAGAGCAGAGAACUCUAAUUGUUACUCAUUCCAAUCAGGCCCUGAACCAGUUGUUUGAGAAAAUCAUGGCGUUAGACAUUGAUGAGCGCCACCUGCUACGUCUUGGUCAUGGAGAAGAAGAGCUGGAGACAGAAAAAGAUUUCAGCAGGUAUGGAAGAGUUAAUUAUGUCUUGGCUCGAAGAAUAGAACUUUUAGAAGAAGUCAAACGGCUACAGAAGAGUCUGGGCGUUCCAGGAGAUGCCUCAUAUACUUGUGAAACUGCAGGUUAUUUCUUCUUAUAUCAGGUAAUGUCUCGUUGGGAAGAAUAUAUCAGUAAAGUGAAAAAUAAAGGUAGUACAUUACCAGAUGUUAUGGAAAUCUCCACUUUCUUCCCUUUCCAUGAAUAUUUUGCAAAUGCUCCUCAACCCAUUUUUAAAGGCAAAUCUUAUGAAGAAGAUAUGGAAAUUGCUGAAGGAUGUUUCAGACAUAUUAAGAAAAUCUUUACUCAGCUUGAGGAAUUCAGAGCCUCUGAACUGCUCCGCAGUGGACUGGACAGAUCUAAAUACCUGUUAGUAAAGGAAGCCAAAAUCAUUGCUAUGACCUGUACUCAUGCUGCCUUAAAACGACAUGACUUGGUAAAGUUAGGUUUCAAGUAUGACAACAUUUUAAUGGAAGAGGCUGCUCAAAUUCUGGAGAUAGAAACUUUUAUACCUCUUCUCCUACAGAAUCCUCAGGAUGGGUUUAGCCGACUGAAACGAUGGAUCAUGAUUGGUGAUCAUCACCAGUUACCUCCAGUAAUUAAGAACAUGGCCUUUCAGAAGUAUUCAAACAUGGAGCAGUCUCUGUUUACUCGCUUUGUCCGUGUUGGUGUUCCUACUGUGGACCUUGAUGCUCAAGGGAGAGCCAGAGCAAGCUUGUGCAACCUCUACAACUGGCGAUACAAGAAUCUAGGAAACUUACCCCAUGUGCAGCUCUUGCCAGAGUUCAGCACAGCAAAUGCUGGCUUACUGUAUGACUUCCAGCUCAUUAAUGUUGAAGAUUUUCAGGGAGUAGGAGAAUCAGAACCUAAUCCUUACUUUUAUCAGAAUCUUGGAGAGGCAGAAUAUGUAGUAGCACUUUUUAUGUAUAUGUGCUUACUUGGUUAUCCUGCGGACAGGAUCAGUAUUCUAACAACUUAUAAUGGCCAAAAGCAUCUUAUUCGUGACAUCAUCAAUAGACGAUGUGGGAAUAAUCCAUUGAUUGGAAGGCCAAAUAAGGUGACAACUGUUGAUAGAUUUCAAGGUCAACAGAAUGAUUACAUUCUUCUUUCUCUUGUACGAACCAGGGCAGUGGGUCAUCUGAGGGAUGUCCGUCGAUUAGUAGUGGCCAUGUCGAGAGCCAGACUCGGACUUUAUAUCUUCGCCAGAGUGUCUCUCUUCCAAAACUGUUUUGAACUAACUCCAGCUUUCAGCCAACUCACAGCCAGACCACUUCAUCUGCAUAUAAUUCCAACAGAACCUUUCCCAACCACUAGAAAGAAUGGAGAAAGACCAUCUCAUGAAGUACAGAUAAUAAAAAAUAUGCCCCAGAUGGCAAACUUUGUUUACAAUAUGUAUAUGCAUUUGAUACAAACCACACAUCAUUAUCAUCAGACUUUCUUACAGCUACCACCUGCGAUGGUGGAAGAAGGCGAUGAAGGUCAAAGUCAAGAAACAGAAUUGGAAGCAGAAGAGGCCAUGCUCAUUCAAGCUGAUGACAUACCAAGUCCACCUGAUGUCAGCUGUAGUCAAGAGACCCUGGCCUCUCAGCCUGAUUCCACCCCCAAUCAGACUGAGACCACUGCCAGUCAGACAGGAGCCAAUUCCAGGCCAGAAAUGGUUACUGCUUCUGUGCCAGGAGCUGUAACUACACCAGUAAAGGCAACCACCCCUCAGGAUGCCACAUCUGCCCCAACAAAGACCAACUAGCCAAAUUGUAGCCCUUUUUAGGGAGGACAUUCAGUCAUAAAGUCUAAGUAAAGUUACUUUUGGUAUUUUACAUUUGCUUCUGCUAUUUCAAUGGCACUAACUAAUGUGCAGUCCUUAUUUUUGUUAACUGGUUGUCCUGUAUGUAUUUUUUAAUUAUAUGUAUAUAAACAGUUCAGUUUAAUUUACUUAAACAGAAAGGCAAAUAACUAUUCCUUUGAUAUUUGAUCACUGAGUGUAUCUAUCCUAAUAUGGAAUUAACUAUAAGUGCCCUUGAGCAAAUGUUCCAAUUAGAGAGGAAAUGGUUUCUUCUGUCAUGCAUACUGUGGGAUAUUUAAGUUCCAUCAUCGUUGAUUUACCUUUUGUUUUUUUCUGUAAAGACAUUCCACUAAGAGCCAUAGGAAAAAGAUUUCUGUAGUUUAUCAAAGAGGUUUCCUUCCCAAGAAUCUCAGAAUGUAUCAGAAUCACCUAGGUUUGUUGUUUAUUCUUAGAGUCUACCUCAGACUUGGUGAAUCAGACACUCAAAGGUUACAACAGGUCCUGCAGUCUGGUAGUGUUUGGGUUACUGGCAGAGUAGCAUCAGGUAAGGCUGGUAAGGUUAAAGCAGGAUUUGUCACUCAGCUAAAUAGGAACACUCUGGGCAGAAAGCAGGACCCAGACUCUGGGCAACAAUUCAGCUGACUUCAUUCUUUGUGCAGGGUAGAAGACUCCCAGUGUGGAGUUCUGUUUUGUGUCAUUUAGUUUUCUUUGUGGAUAACAAUCCACAAGGAGACCUUCAGGUGUGAAGUGUAUCAUAUUUGGGAGGGUAGAGAUAUUAGGACCUUCCUAUUCUAGUGUGAUUAGCAAACCACUAGCCUUGGUUAUCUUUGAAGUUUAUUAGAAAUGUAGAGAUAUUACCUCUGCUCCAGACCCAUUAAAUCUAAACCAGUAUUUCAACAAAGUUCUCAGCUGAUUUAUUUGCAUUUUCUGGUUUGAGAAGCACGAUAAUGAGAUUAUUGUGUUUUCUGACUACUGACCUCUGCCUAUAAGGACUGUAAAUGGGGUGGCCAGAGCACAAGAGAUGGAUAUAUCUAUAUAGGGUAGGGGAAAUUGCACUUAUUCUCUUUACCCCAUUUUGAUCGUCUGCUAGGCUGGCUGAAGGAGCAUUUCCCCAAAGCAUAUCUACUUAGAGAAUUUGAGGAAAGAAUAAGAAUUGUACCUCUCAUCCUGGCAGUUUAAAAGGAUGGUUAAUUCAUAAAGAAAUUAAACCCAGAAAAUUCUAUCAGUUGUUUUUUUUUUGUUUGUUUUGUUUUGUUUUUGUUUUUUUGAGUGACCAGUGUUUGCUCAAUUCUACCAGGCCGUUAGACACACCUAACACAUCUAACUUCAUUAGAACACUGUAUAAAUGUUAGGAGAGGAGGGGGAAAGUGAAGGGAAAUGAAAAGGAGUGAAAUGUGAUAGAAAUUGUACUAGGAAUCCCUGGUCUAUUUGUUAUCAGAGUAAGGAUCAAGCCAGUCUGUUACAUAAUUUCUCUGAUGUAAGCAUUUGAAAGCAGGUGUUGUGGGCAUCUGUAUGAGGAAUAGCACUCAGAAUUAUUUUCAUUUGUGAAUAUAUGGUAUCAGGCUAAGCAAGACAGAAAGAAGCUUUACUGUAUUACAGUCUUUCCUGGAAAAGAUUGAUUUUUUCUCUCUACCCUUUAGAGGAUAUGAAUUAUGAUACCUGCAACCAAAAUAAACAAACUGCUAGGCAGCUUUCUCAAACUGUUUUCCAAGUGUCACUUAGAAAAUCUCUCUAACUGGAUGACCAUACUUUUUUCUUUGCUGCUUGAUUUUUCUACCACACUUUAAAAAACAAAUGCAGGCGGAAGAUGGGUAAGCCUUUUGUCAAAGGAAUUAAAAACUGGAUGAGGAUAGGGGGAUUAAAUUGUUCACUCACUGGGAAGGCCAGAGAGUUACAGAAAAUCAUGGAACUUUUAAAGGAAUUUAAGAGAUUCUUUUUUAAAACAAUGAGGAAACAGAAUGGAGAGGCUUAACGUGGUUGGCAAAUGGGGCUGAGGGCAAAGUUAAGUCCAUACUCCUAAGGCAGUGUUUUAUUUAUAUUUCAAAUCUAUAAGAGUGAUGGCUUUUACCAAUUCAAGAGUUUUCUAUAUAACAUGGGAUUCUACAGACAGGUACUAGAGUCGUUGACUAUUGCAGAUUAGUGUUCCCAUUGCUCUCCAUCCUGUUUUUCAUAUUUGAAUAUGUCAUGAUUUGGAAUUCUAUUUUUAAAAGGAGACCAAAAAGAUGCAUGCUAAGAGAUUGAGCAUGAAAUGAAGCAAUUCAAGUACUGAGACUUUUUUUCCCCCCACAAAAUGCUGAGUUAAGAAAGUUCAUUACCAGCAGCUGAGAAAUAAUAACUCCAUUGAUUUGGGCAAAUGAAUGAGUAGAUCUAAAUAAACAUUAUCAGGACUCUUGAAGUUGGUGUGAUGGUAAAAGUUGAGAUGUUUUGCUAAAUACUAAAAGAAAACUGCAUAAGUGGAUCAUUUGUGUUUUUAUUAAAAAUGAAAUUUUUAUGAUCAAGAAAUAGCAUGAUAUUAUAAAGCAAACUCUGCACUCACCCUGACCUUGCUUAAAUUUCACUUAAUUUGCUUAUCGGCCUUUGAUUUGAACUUAGGCAGGAUUUAUAACUUUAUAACCUCUGUAAGCCCCAGUUUUCUUCAUAAAAACAGGGAAGAAAUCUGCUUGGGGUUGUUAGUUUGUUUUAUAGAAUAAUGUUUAUGAAAAGAUCCAGCUCCUAGGCAUUCAGCAAAUAUGUCUCUCUCCUCAUUUUUCUCCAAAACUUUGUGACAAUGUAGUUAGUAAGUUGUCAACUAAUCCUUUAACUUGACCACCUACCUAUAUCCUUAUCCAGAGAGCACAGAGGAUGAUGAAGGGGACAUGUGAUGCAAUUGACAUUUGAGGAUGUAUCAAAGAUCAGGUCUUCUGGUUAUAGACUUCUCAGUCAGUCCAUUAGAGCAUUGAGGUUAGUCUCUGCUGAAACUAACAUGCUCACAGAAUAGUGUCACCAGAAGGAUAGUCACUAGGUUCCAUCAUGCUUCUGAUACGUGGAACUAAUCAGGUCUAACAGUUGUGAAUCCUGUACUGCCCCAUCCUUAAAUCAUUUGUUAUUGGAUUUUCUUGGUUUUGUGCCUUGAGUGUGCUAUUUUCUUAUUUUUCAGUCAUUCAAAUGGUGUUUUCAGAGCUGUUUCUUCAAUUAAAUCAAGAUACAAAAGAUUUUUUAAAAAUCCUUUUGUAGGAGCCAGAAGAGCUGUAAAAGAUAAGCAGUGCUUUCUGUAGAAAACUCUUGGCCAUUAGCUUUUGUAAUUAUUAGGCAAUCAUUGAUGUUAAUAGAUAUUUAAGAAUGGUGGAACUGGAACUAUACUUAAAGCCAGGCUUGUAAGUGAAGAUAUGGGACGCUGUAUUUCCUUUACCCACUGGUACUCUUUAGUGCCCAAAAAAAGCUUUAAUUAAAUGGGAUCUAGAAGCUUU
Molecule: messenger RNA, 8083 nt
Organism: Ictidomys tridecemlineatus (thirteen-lined ground squirrel)
Lineage: Eukaryota; Metazoa; Chordata; Mammalia; Rodentia; Sciuridae
Gene: Aqr
Product: aquarius intron-binding spliceosomal factor
Biological process (GO): mRNA splicing, via spliceosome
Cellular component (GO): catalytic step 2 spliceosome
Molecular function (GO): mRNA binding; helicase activity
Source: RefSeq, a predicted model, not a curated record